AUGUUGUUUAAUAUCAAGCUGCAUGUCAUCCUCGACAGGAGUAAUCCAGGCAAUGACCAGUAUUACACUCUAGUGUUCGGGGACACCGCCAAUCUGGCAGCCUCCCCACUCAGGGCCGCAGACCCAACGGUGGUGGUGGUUCACGGUUUCACCUCAAACGGCUUCACCAGCUGGCCGGUUCGAGCUAAGACAGAGCUGCUGAGUCGCGGGUCGUACAACGUGAUCUCUGUGGACUGGGAGCACCUGGCAGAGUCCCCUUGGUAUCCCCAGGCAGUCCUGCACACACAGCUGGUGGGAGAGCGCACGGCUCGCCUGCUGGAGUGGCUGCAGGAGGCUGCGGGGCUGGACGUGACGAAGGUGCAGGCCACGGGGCACUCCCUCGGGUCUCACGUGUGUGGCGCCAUUGGUCAACAUCUUGAAAAGUUUCGCCUUCCCUUCAUCACAGGUCAGUCUGCACCUCACUCUGAUGUCACCCACACUACCAUUCAAAGAGAAACAAGUUAG
Molecule: messenger RNA, 504 nt
Organism: Portunus trituberculatus (swimming crab)
Lineage: Eukaryota; Metazoa; Arthropoda; Malacostraca; Decapoda; Portunidae
Product: pancreatic triacylglycerol lipase-like
Exons: 3
Coding region: 1-504 (167 amino acids)
Molecular function (GO): lipase activity
Source: RefSeq, a predicted model, not a curated record